Molecule: messenger RNA, 3154 nt
Organism: Paramecium sonneborni
Lineage: Eukaryota; Ciliophora; Oligohymenophorea; Peniculida; Parameciidae
Source: the annotation of a GenBank genome assembly
AUGUAAAAGUUGACUGAUAAACAGAAAGGUAACCCUCUUGUAAAGAAGGACAUAAGCAGGGAAGAGGAGAUAGAAAAUGAUGGAAAAGUUCGUAAAGUUAGAAGUCCUUCCAGCGUUGCUGAUCUGAAUGAUUUGAGAUCAAAUAGAAGCCAACAUAGUGUAAAGAGUGGAAAAAGUGGAAGAAGCCCAAAAUUAGGGAAUAAUUAGAGUGGAAACGAUGAGCAGAGGAAAAAACCUCCUAGAAGAUUGAAUAGUACAAUAAUGGCAAGACUAUCGAGAUUGCAAAACAUAAAAUAAACAUCUGCAAUUUAGAAAUUGAUUACUUAAUUGAUUGAAGGGUGGACAUUCUCUAUAAUUAUGGCCAUAGUGACUCUUUAUGCUUUAUUUGGGGAUGAUAUACGAAUCUUAUCAGUUGAUAAAACAGAAGAUGACAUCUUUUUUAUUCUAACUAUAAUAAGUAUGUCUUUUUUCUCACUUGAAAUAAUAUUGACAUCUAUAAUAAAUCCUAACUAUAUUUUGAAUGUAUGUAAUUAGUUCCUAUUAAUUUGAUUAGUUUUACUUUUUUUUGGAUGUAAUUUCAACUGCAACGAUGAUUUUAGAUAUCGGUUGGAUUACAGACUUAUGGUAUGGAGAAGAAGGAGAUAUUGGAAAUGCUACAACAAUAAAAGCAUUAGGAAGGGCUUCUAGAGUAGCUAGAAAAGCAGCAAGAGUGAUUCGAAUAAUUCGUUUAGUAAGAUUGGUAAAAUUAUAUAAACAUGCAAGAUAACAAUAUGAAAAAGAAUAAUAAAAAAAAAUAUUUUAAUAGAUUCUAAAAUAAAAUAAAUUUGUAAGCGCAGAAAAUUAAAAAUAGUAAUAAUAGUAAUAAAUUAAUGGUAAUUUAAACCACCAACAAUAUUUAAUAUAAAGAAACUCUUCAUAACCAUCUCCACCUCCAUCAGGUAGAUAACAUCUCAAAUCUAACGAAGAGGGAUUAGAAAUUAAUGAAUAACAAUAAAAAUUGAUGACUGAAUGUAAAUAACCUUAUAUAGGACAAAUUCAACAAUAAUAAACACCUUAAAAUAUUUAGGUAGGUGCUUCAUAAUUAUCAGCUUCAUAAAAUCAACUAUAAAAUUAAUAAUAACCUAAUGUAAAUGCUAUAAUUUCAAUAAACGAAUAAUUAAAGUCUAGUCAAAUAUCUUUAGCGAGUACUGAAAAUGUGAAGGAAAGCAAUGUUGGUACCAAAUUAUCAGAUUUAGUUAUGAGGAGAGUUAUAACAAUAGUUUUAUCAAUUUUAAUCAGUAUACCUGUUUUAUCUCUAGAUACUUAUCAAGAGACCAUAAAUUCUUAUGAUUCAGGUAUCUUUAGAAUUGCAUAGUUUAAGGAUAAUUACAAGAUAGUAGAGAGUCUAACUUAACAAUAUGUUGGAUUUCAUUAGGAUGAGAUUUAUCCUAUUCUUGCUGUAUUUGUAUAAAAGAUUAAUGUAACUGAGAAUUCUCCAAAACUCAAUGAUUCUAAUUUUGAGAUAUUCAAUUAUUCUAAAAAGUAAGAUUGGUUCAAAGAAACUAAUUAUAAUUUAGAUGAAUACAGAUAAUCAGAUAAGUAAUAUUAUGCAUCAGUAGAUACAAAUGAUAUUUUGAUAACUUGUUCAGUUGCUGAUUUAGUUGAGUAUAACAAAACAAAUGCUAUUUUGUCAAUUUUUUAGACAAUAUUUGUUUGUAUAGUUCUAGCAUCUAGUGCAGUUUUAUUUAAUAAAGAUGUAAAUGAAUUGGUAAUCGAACCAAUAGAGAGAAUGAUGGAGAAAAUAGAAUUAAUAGCUUAAAAUCCAUUAGAAGCAGUAUCUAUCGAAGAACAGGAAGAUCUUAUAAUGGAAUAAUUAGAAAAAGAUGAAGAUAACGAAAAGAUAAAAUAGAAAUAUAUUGAAAAAACAAUGGAAACUUAUAUGCUUUAGAGAUUAAUAAUGAAAGUUGGAGCAUUAUUAGCAGUAGGAUUUGGAGAAGCAGGAUCUGAAAUAAUAGCUGAGAAUAUUAAAAAAGGAGGUAGUGUAGAUCCAAUGUUACCUGGUAAAAAGAUUAUGGCUAUUUUUGGAUUUUGUGAUAUUAGAAAUUUUACUGAUGCAACAGAAGUACUUUAAGAAGAUGUAAUGGUAUUUGUAAAUGAAAUUGCAGAAAUUGUUCAUUCUACAGUAGAUUGUUAUGGAGGAUCUGCAAAUAAAAAUAUCGGAGAUGCCUUCCUUUUAGUUUGGAAAUAUUUCCCUAUGGAAUAUCAUCCAGAUCCUUAGAAUUAAUCUAAAUUAGUACUUAGAAAUGAACAUCAAAUUAAGUAGAAAGGUGAUAUGGCUGUGUUAUCAUUUUUAAAAAUAAUUACUGCAAUUUCAAUUUCUAAGAAAUUAGAAAAGUAUAAGAAACAUGCUGGAUUGAAUGCUAGAAUGAAAGAAUAUUCUGUAAAAAUGGGUUUUGGAUUACAUAUGGGAUGGGGAAUUGAAGGUGCCAUUGGAUCUUCUUUUAAGAUUGAUGCAUCUUAUUUAAGUCCCAAUGUUAAUUUGGCAUCAAGAUUAGAAGCUGCCACAAAAUAAUUUGGAUCUAUUAUACUUAUAAGUGGAAUAUUAAAACAGCAUCUUACUGAAUAAUGUCAAAAAUAAUUAAGAAUGAUUGAUAGAGUUACUGUUAAAGGUAGUAUUGAACCAGUAGAAAUUCAUACCAUAGAUAUGUCAAUUAAGAAUCUCUUAGCUAAAACCAAAGAGUUACAUGAUAAAUUUGAUAUUAGUAAAAUGAAUUAACAAGAAUAAAAAUAAUUUAGAGUACUAAAUAGGAUCAAAAGAAAUUAACUUUAAAAGGAUGUAUCUAAGGACAAAAUCAAUGUUGCAGAUCAAUUUAACACUGAUGAAGAAAUCAUUCUUGCUAGAGAACCUUAUACAAAAGUAAAUUAUAAUUCAUCUAUUCUAUUAGGAAUUUUAUAACACUUGGCAAGAUGCAUUCCAAUUUUAUAUCAAAGGUUAAUGGGAACUUGCCUAAUCUCUUUUUUCCAAAACUUUAGUAUCUAUUACUUUCUAACUAUUUAGUAUAUGAUUCCUGAUCAUAAAGAUGGUCCAUCUAAUACACUUCUUGAAGUAAUCCAUUCCAAUGUAGGAAAAGCUCCACAUGAUUGGAAAGGAUACAGAGAACUUACAGAAAAAUGA